This is a messenger RNA of Podarcis lilfordi (Lilford's wall lizard), 518 nucleotides long. The record is from the annotation of a GenBank genome assembly. Lineage: Eukaryota; Metazoa; Chordata; Lepidosauria; Squamata; Lacertidae.
AUGUCAGCUCAGCAACCUGCGCAGUUUAUUAAUCUUGGCAACACUGCCCAGAUGGAACGUCUGAAUGGUAAGAACUACCUGACUUGGGCUCUCAAGCUUGAACUGGUUCUAAAAUGUGAUAGACUUCGGCACUGUGUGGAAACUGGUUUGAAUCCACAACCCUCUGAGCAGGAACGUGAAGAGGAUGAUAGAGCCAGAGAGCACAUUUUGUUGGCUCCAGAGGAACCACAGGUCCUGCACAUUGCAGAUUUGGACUCUGCCAAACAAUAUUGGGAUCAUCUAUGUCAGAUGCACCUGUCUGACAGUGUUGGUUCAAUAACUGGACUAACUAGGAGACUGCAUAGAACUGUGCUACCUGAAGGUGGAUGUUUAACUACACACCUCCAGACUUUGCACAUGUUAUUCCUCCUGUUGCAAAGGAGAGGUAAAAGAUUUCCAGACCUGGAUCAAGUCUAUAUCCCACUAUCCAGUCUCCCACCAAGGUUUAAUAUUGUGAUAGCCUCUCUUGAAAGCAUGAG